Messenger RNA from Malania oleifera, 921 nucleotides. RefSeq names its product glycine-rich cell wall structural protein. NCBI's taxonomy places the organism in Eukaryota, Viridiplantae, Streptophyta, Magnoliopsida, Santalales, Ximeniaceae. The record is from RefSeq and is a predicted model, not a curated record. The transcript has a single exon. The coding region runs from base 1 to 921 and encodes 306 amino acids.
AUGGGGAAGUUCUUCGCUAAAAAUGUCUGUCUCCUUGUUGUAACCUUGUUGAUAGUAAUGGCAGCUAUUGGUUUAGCCCAAACGCGGCGCCCUCACGAGGAAGAGGACAUUGUCAUUCACACUGGCGGUGCAAGUGGGGGUGGUGGAGGCGGCGGCGGCGGCGGAGGCGGCGGAGGCGGUAACAAAGGAGGCGGCGGUAGUGGUGGUGGUGUUGGUGGCGGUAGUGGUGGUGGUGUUGGUGGCGGCACUGGUGGUGGUGUUGGUGGCGGCACUGGUGGUGGUGCUGGUGGCGGCACUGGUGGUGGUGCUGGUGGCGGCACUGGUGGUGGUGCUGGUGGCGGCACUGGUGGUGGUGUUGGUGGCGGUACUGGUGGUGGUGUUGGUGGCGGUACUGGUGGCGGCAGUGGUGGUGGUGUUGGCGGCGGCACCGGUCAUGGUGGCGGUAGUGGUGGUGGUGGCGGUAUUGGUGGCGGCAGCGGCAGCGGUCAUGGUGGUGGUGGAAAAGGAGGUGGUGGCGGCAACGGUCAUGGUGGUGGUGGUGGAAAAGGAGGUGGUGGUGGCCAAGGAGGUGGCAGUGGCAAAGGAGGUGGCGGCGGCAACGGUCAUGGUGGUGGAAAAGGAGGUGGUGGUGGCCAAGGAGGUGGCAGUGGCAAAGGAGGUGGCGGCGGCAACGGUCAUGGUGGUGGAAAAGGAGGUGGUGGUGGCCAAGGAGGUGGCAGUGGCAAAGGAGGUGGCGGCGGCAACGGUCAUGGUGGUGGUGGUGGCAAAGGAGGUGGCGGCGGCAGCGGUCAUGGUGGUGGUGGUGGCAAAGGAGGUGGCAGCGGCGGCGGUCAUGGCGGUAAUAAAGGUGGUGGCGGAGGCGGUGGUGGCGGCGGAGGCGGCGGAGGCGGUGGCGGAUCUUCUAGCGCUGGAGGGUUUUAG